AUGGAGGACGGCCCUCUUCAUGUUGUUGUAUUCCCCUGGCUAGCUUUCGGCCACAUGCUCCCUUACCUCGAGCUCUCCAAGUCCUUGGCUAAGAGGGGUCACCGCAUCUCCUUCCUUUCCACCCCAAGAAACAUCCAAAGGCUCCCAAAUAUCCCUCCGCAAAUAGCUUCCCUUGUAGACAUGGUUUCUUUGCCCCUUCCGAAGGUCGACGGCUUGCCGGAGGAUGCCGAGGCCACCACAGACCUCCCACCAGCUAAGGUCCAAUAUCUCAAGAAGGCAUUUGAUGGCCUCGAUGAGCCCUUCACAAGAUUCGUCCAAGAGGCUUCUCCAAAACCAGACUGGAUAAUCCAUGAUUUCUCUCAUCAUUGGAUGCCACCAAUCGCCUCCAGGUUCAAGGUACCAUGUGCCUACUAAAGCAUAUUUCCUUCUUCCUCUCUUGUUUUCUCUGGGCCUCCCUCGGAGAUGAAACUUGGAGGCUUGCGAAGGACCCCCGAGCAGUUCACGAAGCCACCGGAGUGGAUCUCCUUCCCUACCUCCGUAGCUUUUCGCCUCCACGAGGCCCGAAUGUUCAUGGAGCACUACCGUGACAACGCCUCGGGGUUUUCCGAUAUCCAGCGCAUGGAGCGGAUCAUCCAAGGGUGCGAGCUUGUGGCUGUCCGCAGUUGCAAGGAAUUCUGGAUUCCUCAGCUCAGUGUCUUGGCCCACCCAUCGGUGGGAGGAUUCUUGACACACUGUGGUUGGAGUUCGAUCAUCGAAGGGCUUCAAUUCGGACAUGCUCUAAUUUUGCUGCCCCUGUUUGUGGACCAAGGCCUGAUUGCUAGAAUUAUGGAGGAGAAAAAGAUUGGACUGGAGGUGCCGAGGAACGAGGAGGAUGGAUCUUUCAGUAAAGAAGGGGUAGCCAAGGCCAUAAGGUUGAUAAUGGUGGAAGAAGAAGGGGAACCAUUCAGAUGCAAAGCCGGACAGAUGAAAGGGGUUUUCUCUGACAAGGAAUCACAGGAACUUUAUGUGGACAAUUUUGUUCGAUGCUUACAAAAUCACCGGGAAAAGCAACGGUGAUCAGUGAGUCCUUAUUUUAUUAAUUUGGAAAGUAUGCUAUGGAGAAUCUUUUUU
This is a messenger RNA of Elaeis guineensis (African oil palm), 1110 nucleotides long. Lineage: Eukaryota; Viridiplantae; Streptophyta; Magnoliopsida; Arecales; Arecaceae. The record is from RefSeq and is a predicted model, not a curated record.